This is a messenger RNA of Trichechus manatus latirostris (Florida manatee), 4348 nucleotides long. RefSeq names its product oxysterol binding protein (gene OSBP). The annotation marks the transcript as partial. Gene Ontology annotation, molecular function: sterol binding. The record is from RefSeq and is a predicted model, not a curated record. The transcript has 12 exons. Gene Ontology annotation, cellular component: perinuclear endoplasmic reticulum; cytosol; intracellular membrane-bounded organelle. NCBI's taxonomy places the organism in Eukaryota, Metazoa, Chordata, Mammalia, Sirenia, Trichechidae.
CCUGCGCCGCCCGCUGGGGGCUCGGGCGGCUCGGGCUCAGCUCGAGAAGGCUGGCUCUUCAAAUGGACCAAUUAUAUCAAAGGCUACCAGCGGCGGUGGUUCGUGCUGAGCAACGGGCUCCUGAGCUACUACAGGUCAAAGGCAGAAAUGAGGCACACCUGCCGUGGUACCAUCAACCUCGCCACAGCCAACAUCACUGUGGAGGACUCCUGCAACUUCAUCAUUUCCAAUGGGGGUGCUCAGACCUACCACCUGAAGGCUAGCUCGGAAGUAGAGAGGCAGCGCUGGGUGACAGCCCUAGAACUGGCCAAGGCCAAGGCUGUGAAGAUGCUGGCAGAAUCGGAUGAAUCAGGAGAUGAAGAGUCUGUCUCACAAACUGACAAGACUGAGCUGCAGAACACCCUCCGGGCCCUCUCCAGCAAAGUGGAGGACCUGAGCACGUGCAAUGACUUGAUAGCCAAGCACGGCACGGCUCUGCAGCGCUCCCUCAGCGAGCUGGAGUCCCUGAAACUGCCGGCUGAGAGCAACGAAAAGAUCAAACAGGUCAACGAACGGGCCACACUCUUCAGGAUAACAUCCAAUGCCAUGAUUAACGCCUGCAGAGACUUCCUCAUGUUAGCCCAGACCCAUAGCAAAAAAUGGCAGAAGUCACUGCAGUAUGAAAGAGACCAGCGCAUCCGACUGGAAGAGACCCUUGAGCAGCUGGCGAAGCAGCACAACCACCUGGAGAGGGCGUUCCGAGGAGCCACGGUGCUGCCAGCAAACACUCCUGGCACUGCAGGUUCUGGUAAAGAUCAGUGCUGCUCUGGCAAAGGAGACAUGAGUGAUGAGGAUGAAGAGAAUGAAUUUUUUGAUGCUCCUGAGAUCAUCACCAUGCCUGAAAAUGUGGGCCACAAACGUACUGGCAGCAAUAUCAGUGGAGCCAGCAGUGACAUCAGCCUUGAUGAACAGUACAAGCAUCAGCUGGAGGAGACCAAGAAGGAAAAGAGAACUAGAAUACCAUACAAGCCAAACUAUAGCCUCAAUUUGUGGAGCAUCAUGAAGAACUGUAUUGGAAAAGAACUCUCUAAGAUCCCCAUGCCGGUGAGGUUCUUGCAUACACGGGCUGGUGCCCGGAGGUCCUCUCAGGCCGCACUAGCAUGCUGCUGUUUUUCUCAUAUUUGGCUUAAUUUCUGUACCUCUCUGCUUCCAGGUACCAUUCACUGUAUUUUCCAUGCAACUGGGCACCACUAUACUUGGAAAAAAGUUACCACGACAGUGCACAACAUUAUUGUUGGCAAGUUGUGGAUAGAUCAGUCUGGUGAAAUCGAUAUUGUGAAUCACAAGACAGGAGACAAGUGCAAUCUUAAAUUUGUUCCCUAUAGCUACUUCUCUCGGGAUGUAGCAAGAAAGGUGACAGGGGAAGUGGCAGAUCCAUCAGGAAGAGUUCACUUUGCUCUUCUGGGGACAUGGGAUGAAAAAAUGGAAUGUUUUAAAGUACAACUAGCCAGUGGGGACAACGGGGGUGAUGCUCGUCAGAGAGGUCAUGAAGCAGAGGAAAGCAGGGUCAUGCUGUGGAAGAGGAACCCUUUACCGAAGAAUGCAGAAAACAUGUACUACUUCUCAGAGCUUGCUCUAACUCUCAAUGCCUGGGAAGGUGGCACUGCCCCGACAGACAGCCGGUUACGGCCUGACCAGAGACUGAUGGAAAAUGGGCGCUGGGAUGAAGCAAAUGCUGAGAAGCAGCGCCUAGAGGAAAAACAAAGACUUGCCAGAAGGAAGAGAGAAGCUGAAGCUAUGAAAGCCACAGAGGACGGCACACCCUAUGAUCCCUAUAAGGCACUGUGGUUUGAGCAGAAGAAGGAUCCUGUUACCAAGGAGUUAACCCAUAUUUAUAGAGGAGGAUACUGGGAAUGUAAAGAAAAACAGGACUGGAGCACAUGCCCAGACAUUUUCUGAGAUGGCAGUAGCAAAUCGAAGGAGGAUCCAAAGGAGAAGAGGACAGAGGAUGUACGGGAAAGCUGGCAGUUGUGACUUUCUUACCGAGUGCUUUCCUCAAGUUUGUCUGUCUUAACCAAUCAUUUUUUUCCAAAUCAAUCACCAGAAGCAGACGCCAGUGGUGGUGAUUGGCUGGUUGCCUUAGCUGAUUGAAACUGAAAUCGAUAUACUAGAUACCGAUGUGUAUAAGGGAGAGGUUUAGUGGCUGAAAACUAGUGUUAUUUCACAUCUGCAAAGUCAAGGAUUCUUGGCUCUUCCUUCUCCCUGUGCCCCCAUUUAAGAGGAUGCCACCCUCCCUCCCCUGGUAGUAUCCUGUUCAGCCAGAAUCUACGUAAGAUUAUGAUUCAGGGGCAUUUUGGUGCUGUUCAGAGCAAGAGCUGAUUUUAGAAGUUCCUUUAAAAAGAAACACAUAAGACUUACAAACAGAGGCAUCGUGAGUGGUUGCGGUGGAGCUUAGGUAUAACGUUAUGAAAUGUGUUCCCAAAUGGGGCAGAGGUAAUGGGGUGUCCAUGCAUAGAUACCUGUGGUAUUGGAAUACCUGCGAGAGAGAUUUUCCUGUAGGAUUGGAAUAUUCAGAGUUACAUUCUUGGAAGUUUCUAUCUUAAAACACCCUUCUGCUGUUCUCCAUCUUUGACAGCAACUGAAGGCCACUUGGGUGGUUUGUCGGAGGGUUGCACUAUCCUCAUAACGAGGUUUUACGGACUUCCUCAGUCAGAGAACUUUUGAGAACACGAAGCAGGAUGGAUAAAGACUGCUAGCCACUUCUGCUUUCCCAGUUCUUCCUCACCCCCAUCCUUCGUUGCCUUCCUAGCUUCUCUUCUUUCUCCUGGCGCAAUACCAGUUUGAGUCUGUGCCCCAGUGUGGAGCAAACAUUGCCUGUCGCAUUCUGAUGUACUUCAGAAUUUGAGAGAAGGCGUUAACCUGGAAUAAAAGUUGUCACCAUCUCUCAAGCCCCGUGGACUGGAGAUACCUAUGGAAUAAUGUGUUAAAUAUUUGUAUAUUAUAUAUAUGUAGAGAAAAAUCUAAUUUUUUGGUUUGAUUUUCCUCUCUCCCAUUAAGAAUCUUGUUUUUUGAUAUUACUUGUCUCUCUGGGACUCUGUGUUGGACAUGUAGUGAUGUGGAUUGGAGCUCCUCUCUUUCUAACUUUUGGGGUCAGAUUCAGACCUGAGCAGGAUCACAGCUGGCAGUUACUCAACAGGGACGUUGUCCAUGGUUUGUAUCAUGAGGUGCCCACUGCUGUCUAAACUCUGCUCUCCUAAUUACCCAACUCUUGAAAAUGAAAUCCUUACCUCUUUCUUGUCUCUUUCCCUUCUUUUGUUAGGAAGAGUAUGGUAGAAGGUCAGCUGGGUAAUUUCCAGUUGAACGCUGCGUCUGUCCAAAUCACAGCCCACAGGAUAGAUCCCCAAAGAGCCUUCCCCAGGUUGCAGGGUGGUUAAGAGAGCUGCUUCUGUUGAGCCCUUGCUUCUUCCAUUUUUUGUUCUGUAUCCGUGUCAGUUGUCUUUUUCAAAACUCUGACCCCUGUGCCACCCGCCCUUGGUUGAGGAUCACAGAUUGAGGUGCCUUCCUUGUAUGUAUCUUGUUAGAGUUUUUUGUUUCUGUUCCUUAACUGCUGCGCCUCAGCCAGUGUGGGUCCUGGGGGAACUAUCAUUCCAGAGGAAGCCAUUCCUCCAGGGAAAUUAGGUUUAAUCCGGGGACAUUAGUUCUCUUAUUCCUUCCUCACCAUCCCUCCCUCCCUAGCUGUGAGAAACCUGAGAGAGGAGCAAAUGCUGGGGAACUUCCUUGGAAAAACCAGAUUCCCGACACAAGGAAGGGGGUGGUGCCAGGGCUGCUUUCAGGGAGGCCUAUAAAAGCAGGGACCCAGUCAGGAGCUUUAGACAGAGUAGGAAUUGGCCGACUAAGUUGAAUUUCCCUGCUUUAUCCCACUUUUCUUCCUACACCAUCCACACUACGUUUCUGGCUUGAUCCCUAAUCAGAUUCUGCUAAUGGAAGAAGCUUCGAGUCCUUCAGGUGGAAUAAAGUCACAUGGAAACAAAACAAAACUAUAUAUAUUUUUGGUUUUUUUGCCUUAUUGCCUUUUUUCCAAGAAAACUACUAAAUUAAAUAAUUUUUAAAAAGUCCCAUUGUUUGUCUGAUUCACUUCUAUGCCUGCUGUUGGUUGGGGGAGGUGUGGUGUCUGGUCCAGUGGUGAUUUGUUUGGGAGUCUGGGAGCCUUGUUCUCCAUGAAAAAUUGAAAAGAGAGGUAGACUUCAAAGAAAAACGGCACAGGCUUCCAGAUGUUUAACUGUUCAACACCAUUCUGGAAAGCCUAUGAGCAGAAUAGUGUUAACACUCCCUGCCCCUUCAAUGUAACGUAAUCAGUGCCCCACCUUGA